Molecule: messenger RNA, 836 nt
Organism: Micropterus dolomieu (smallmouth bass)
Lineage: Eukaryota; Metazoa; Chordata; Actinopteri; Centrarchiformes; Centrarchidae
Product: cholesterol 25-hydroxylase-like protein
Exons: 1
Coding region: 10-828 (272 amino acids)
Biological process (GO): sterol biosynthetic process; cholesterol metabolic process
Molecular function (GO): C-4 methylsterol oxidase activity; iron ion binding; steroid hydroxylase activity
Source: RefSeq, a predicted model, not a curated record
GUUGCAGAGAUGACAAAUUCAGAGAGCACAGAGAAACUCCUUCUGCAGAUUCUUUGGGACUGGCUGAGAGAACAAAGCCUCCUUGGAUCUCCACUUUUCCCAGUUUUAUUCUCUCUGACCAUCCACCUGAGCUGCUGCUUGCCUUACUUAUGUCUGGAUUUGCUCUGUUCAAGACUCACCCUGGUACGCCGCUUCAAGAUCCAGCCUCAAAACAAGGUGACAUUGGCAGUGGCUUCGAGGUGCUUGCUCAAAAUCUUCCACAACCACGUCUGCUUCAUUUUCCCCGUUUCUGUUGUGCAUUGGUACUUGAGACCUGUGUCUUCUCCUCCUUUGGCACCCGAGAUGCAGUCUGUUCUUAAGGAUGUACUGGCCUGCCUCCUCCUGUUCGACAUGGAGAUCUGUUUGUGGCAUCUGCUGCAUCACAAGGUGUCCUGGCUGUAUGUCUUCCACAAGGAGCACCACAUCUACACGGCCUCCUUUUCGCUGGCAACAGAACACACAGGUGUCUGGGAGAUGCUGAGCCUCAGCUUCUUCACAACACUGAACCCUGCCCUCCUGAACUGCCAUACACUCACCGAGAUGCUCUUCUAUGUCAUAAACAUGUAUCUGUCUGUUGAGGCUCACUCGGGCUACGAAUUUCCCUGGUCUCCACAUAGACUGGUGCCUUUAAGCCUCUACGGAGGAGCUCCGCACCAUGACCUCCACCACCUCAAAUUCAAAGUAAACUAUGCCCCAUACUUCACUCACUGGGACAGACUUUUUGGAACGCUACUGGGAGAAAACAGACAGAGGAAGUCAAGAAACACAGAGACUUUCAAAAGGUUGUGAUUGUCAGA